Messenger RNA from Prinia subflava (tawny-flanked prinia), 2908 nucleotides. Its product is annotated as histone H1.8. The coding region runs from base 1456 to 2334 and encodes 292 amino acids. The transcript is spliced from 5 exons. Gene Ontology annotation, molecular function: DNA binding. Gene Ontology annotation, biological process: nucleosome assembly. The record is from RefSeq and is a predicted model, not a curated record. Gene Ontology annotation, cellular component: nucleosome. Lineage: Eukaryota; Metazoa; Chordata; Aves; Passeriformes; Cisticolidae.
CCGGCAUAUGUUCCAGGCACUACGAGAUGGCACAUUGCAAUUGUAGCGGUGUUCUUCAUUUUUAUUUUUAGUUCAGUUAUACAAAUAAGAUGUUUUUCUCACUGUUCAGUGUUAUCAACAUUUGAAACUAUUUUUGUACAUUAUUAUCUUCUUUGAUUUCUAAUCCUAUGCAGCUUUGCAAGGACUAGUAGGGAAUGUAUAGAGCCCAUGCGAGUUAAACCCUUAAUAAAGAGCAAUUUGCAAGUACAAUUCUCUCAUUAUUUUUUUUUAUCGAUACUUCUGCAUAUUCAGUGAAAUCUAAAGAUUAGAGUUUUAUGAAUAAUUCAGUGUUUAGGCUGAUGUCUGAUUCAUGUACUUCAGAUCUGGGAGGUGGUUUUGGAGGGAAGAGGAGGAAGGAUUCAGUGUUUAUUUGCUGUCCAUGAGGCUGUGUCCCACAUGAAUGUGGUGAUGCCUCUGUCCCCACACUGUGCCACCUGGCUGCUGCUGGUGGUGCUAGGGGCAAGCAAGGGUUUGGGACCCUCCUGCCAGCUCAGCCAGGUGCCAGAGGCAUCACAGAGCUACCAGAGAGGUGAUGGAUGGAUCCAGAAUGAGGAAAUGUACCCAAACCUUCUGUGGUGUCAGCCCCAGCAGCUCUCCUGUGCCCCCACUGUCCCCUUCCUGGGGAAUUCAGAAAUGGACUGGAAAUUAAGCAAUAAAAAGGCUGGUGCUGGUAUGGGGGGGAGGAGGGCGUUGGUGUUUUACUCAGGUUCUCCCCACAAGCACAGGUGCCUGCACGGAGGGGUCAUGGAAGUGACGUCGCUGCCCAUGUCCAGGGCUGGGAGUCCUCUUCCCCGAACACAGGAUUCCGUGGGUGGGGGAAAACUUUGUCCUGCCUGUGGCAGCUGGGGGGAGAAUUGCUUCUCCUGCCUCUGCUGGCUAACCAAGCAGCUCUUCCUUCUCCUCCUCUCACCAGUGCUCCCCCCUCCCCACUAUCAGAGCCCCAUUUCCUAGUGAGGCACACUUGGUAAGGGAGACAGCACGUCCCACCUUCACGCUGGCAAUGGGUCUGUGUGGGCUCCAUGCUCUGGGCUGGUUCCCUGUGCACCCCACAGCAAGUACUGUCAGUAAGCUGCAAUCCCAGCACCCCAACAAGCACCUAGCAGCAGGUAGACACCUUUUGUCUGCCUGUUCAGGGCAAUCAUCCUGCAAAGCCCCCAUGUUUCAUCCUUCUCCAAACCUUCUGCUUAGGUGUGCCCCUUCUCCCUGCAGCUCCUCACAAAGCUUUGGCAAAGGGCCUUCAACUUCCAGACCCUGGCUUCCACCAGGGCUUCCAUCAUAGCAAUUAGCAGCUGCCAACCAGCACCUGCAGCCAGCCUGCUCAUCAGAUAAAUUGGAUGAAGGUGAGCUGGGUGUGGUAGUAGGAUUUGUGGUGCCGUGGGUAGAGCUGCCUGUGACUGCUUGGAUUUGUGUACUGUCAUGGAGCCUCAACUGGCAGCCAAAGCUGCUGGCGUAGCCCAGCGCUAUCAGGCCCAGCACCCUCCAACCCUGCACAUGGUCAAGGAGGCGCUGCGGGCCCACGACGAGAAGAAAGGUGCCUCUGUUGUUGCCAUCAAGCGUUUCAUCCUGGCCAAGUACCCCACGGUGGACCCCAUCCGCCUCAAGUACCUGCUGAAGCAGGCGCUGAGCAAGGGGCUGAGCUGCGGGGACCUGGUGCGGCCCCACAACUCCUCUGCUGUGGGGGCCACUGGCACCUUCAAGCUAGCACACAAGAAACCACAGCACAAGCAGCAGCUGGGCCAGGCAGAUCCUGACGGAGGACAGGCCCCAAAGCCAGGACAGAAAGGGACCACCAAGGCCCUCCAGGCCCCCGUGGCAGGAGCACGACAGAGAGGUGCCACCAAGCAGCAGCCAAAAGCCACCAAGCAGCAGCCAAAGGCAAAGCCUGUGGACGCCCAGGCAGGAGCAGCAGGGAAGCCCAGGAGCAAGAGAGCAAAGCAACCCCAAACUGCUGACCAGCCCCGGGCUCAUGGCACGGGGCGUGCAGGGCCCCCAAAAGCUGCCAGCCACCGCCAGGCCCCCUCAAAAGGGCGCUCAGGACCCAGCACAGCUCAGGCUGCUGAGAAUACAGGAGACAGCGACAGCGACAGUUCUGGAAGUGCUGAGCUGAAAGGGCCCCAAAAGGCCCCCAGGGGAAAGAGCAAGGUGAAGGUGCCCAAGAGGGCACAGCAGGAUGCCCCCAAGGCCCAGAGAGGUCAAGGUCAGGCAAAGAAGGCCCAGGUGACUCCAGGAGCUGGGCAGGGGAAGGCCAGGCUAAAGAAGGCAGCCCCCGUGGCAGGAGACAGAAAGGCUCCAUAGGGAGCUUAGCCCUGCUUCAGCUGGCCCCAGGCCCUUGGGGUCUGGGCUGGUUUCAAUCCCUGGGACAGGUUUUAACUCUGUGUUCACCUCAUCCUAAUAAAGCUUCUUGACUUGUCUCAUGGAAUGGCAUGGCUGUUGUGGGUCCUGUCCUUGUGCUUCCAUCUCUCAGUGCCAAAAUCCCUCAGCCCUGUCCUCAACCUGCAGGGAACGGUGGUGAGCUGAUGCUGCAGGCGGCUGCCUUGCUGCCUGCCCUCGGGGAGAGGUGCUCUCUCUGUCCCCAUGUGUCCCCAGUUGUGCUGCCAAGGGGCCGCUGGGUUUGGGGGUUUGGCUGACAGUGUGCCAGGGGAUGGGCAGGGACCUUGAGACCCACGGGACACAGCCUGGGGACAUCCCCAGGAAGAGAGCAGAUCAGGCUUGGCCGGUGCAGAACCACGGCGCCCACGGCGCUGAACUGCCCGCUCCGGGAGGGAAUGGCGCUGGCACUGCCAGCCCCGGGAGGGAAUGGCGCUGGAAUGCCGGCUCCGGGAGGGAAUGGCGCUGCCGGCUCCGGGAGGGAAUGGCGCUGCCGGCUCCG